Leguminivora glycinivorella is the source of this 1417-nucleotide messenger RNA. Its product is annotated as leucine-rich melanocyte differentiation-associated protein-like. The transcript is spliced from 6 exons. NCBI's taxonomy places the organism in Eukaryota, Metazoa, Arthropoda, Insecta, Lepidoptera, Tortricidae. Gene Ontology annotation, biological process: melanocyte differentiation. Gene Ontology annotation, molecular function: protein binding. Bases 125 to 826 code for a protein of 233 amino acids. The record is from RefSeq and is a predicted model, not a curated record.
AUAACUAUUUCAGUUAAAUUACACCACGAAAAACGACACGAAAGUGUUUGAAGCAGUAUUACAUUAAUAAAAACUUUUUUUUGUUUCUUAUAAGUGUUGUUCAAAAGUUUGUUUGAAAUUUAAAAUGGAAGAAAGUCAUGUAAACUCAUUCGCAGUGUCUUUUGAAAACAAUCGGUUGACCUAUUGUGGGCAGGACUGUCAACGAAUACCACCAGCUUUAUGGAAAAUGUAUGGUGACAAAGUCAGAUAUUUAGACCUUAGUUACAACAGCAUCGAAACCCUGAAGGGCUUGGAGCAAUUUCCUCGACUGGACGAGCUCAUACUGGACAACAAUGAGAUAGGGGACGCAGUCGGCUUCCCCCCGCUGCCUCAUUUGCAGACGCUCUCCCUCAAUAACAACCGGAUUACGGAUCUGGAGGGAUUCGUGAAUAAAAUCAGUGAAGGCUUCCCUUCCUUAUCGUAUCUCAGCCUCCUUAGCAACAAGGCUUGCCCCAACCAACUGUCCGACCUCGACAAAGAUGAAUCCGAUUAUCAAAGAUACAGAUACUUCGUAAUACACAAGCUGAGCAACCUGCGCUUCCUGGAUUCCCGGCGCGUGAGCACAGGCGAGCGCGAGCAGGCGGAGAAGCGCGGCGCGUUCAUGCGCGUGCGCCGCCCGCUGCCCGAGACAGUGGAGGCUCGGCCAGAGCGGACCCCGAGGGUGCGGCCGCUGCCAGUGGACUUUGGCGCGUUGGGCAAACACAGAGGAGCCUACGGCAAAUGCAACUACAAGUACACCGGCAAGCACUCAGAAGGCAACAGGUUUAUCAUGAACAGCGACCUGUGACAUCGACGAACUUGAGAGCUGUGAUGUGAAAUUUUAUUUUGGAAUUUGGGGCCUUACAUUUUAUACUUCUUAAUAGAUAAAGAUAGUUUUGUGUAUAAUAUUUAUACAAAUUUGAUAACCGGUGAACCUUAUCUUAGGCCCUAUCCUUACAUUCCGUCAAGUAUGACUAGGAUAGCUAGACUCCUUAAAAUAAAUUCGAAGGGGUAGUUUAGUUUGGUUGCUACGACAGAGAGGUAUACUAACAUGAAAUUGCAUUAUGUUUUACUAGCUUUUGCCCGCGACUUCGCUUGCGUUAGAAAGAGACACAAUGUAGCCUAUGUCACUUUCCAUCCCUUCAACUAUCUCCACUUAAAAAAUCACGUCAAUUCAUCGCUCUGUUUUGCCGUGAAAGACGGACAAACAAACAGACGCACACACUUUCCCAUGUAUAAUAUUAAGGCAAAAAAAAAGAUUAUUAUUGGCAAAAAAAAGAAUGCUCACCUAUCUAAUAAAUGUUGAAACAAAAAAAUAAUAAUAAUAAUAACUUAACCCUAGCUUGGGCCCUGCCCCGCUGCUGGCGGCACCCUAGGUUAGGUUUUUUAUAAUAUGUUU